AUGCCUACUGUGAAGAGGAAACUCAGUCUCAACACCACCGCCGUCAGUGUCGGCUGCAGUAGCGCCUGCCGGAGAAUAAACCUCUCCAAGAUCUUCCAUCGUAAACCCAACAAACACAAACACAGCCGUUACUAUUCCGACGUAGACCACCACCAUAGCUCCUCCUCAGUCUCAGCCUCCACCUCAUGGAGCACUACCACCAACACCACCACCGCUACAUUAUCGCCAAAUGCCUCAGACACCGCAACUCACGACUCCAAUGUCGUGCAAGGGUUUGGGUGGCUCAGCGGCAACAGCCUGGCCGUGGAGAAAGAUUCUAACGAUCCGUAUGUUGAUUUCAGGGAAUCAAUGUUGCAGAUGAUAAGGGAGAAGGAGAUAUAUGAGAAAGAUGAUCUCCGGGAGCUUCUUAACUGUUUCUUGCAGUUGAAUUCUCCCUACUACCAUGGAAUCAUCGUCCGAGCUUUCACUGAAAUCUGGAACAGCCUUUCGGUUUAA
Molecule: messenger RNA, 495 nt
Organism: Lactuca saligna
Lineage: Eukaryota; Viridiplantae; Streptophyta; Magnoliopsida; Asterales; Asteraceae
Source: the annotation of a GenBank genome assembly